AUGCGUUUCAACGUGAAAAUCGACUGUUUUCUUCUGGUCUUGUUCUCCCAGCAUAUUCUUGGUUACUUCAAUGAUAUUUUAACAAAAAAUGUGACAAUUGCACAUCCUGAAACUGGUCUUUUCCUUAGUUAUGUGGGAUUAUAUAGACCAUCUGAUGCAAUAGUUCACAACACAGCAAUUUUCCCAAUGACUGUGGCCACGUGUCAUUUUCUACCUCUAUCAGCUGCCUUACAUAUCCCUGCAUGUAACAUCACAAUCAAAAGGCAUAAACGUCUGCUCACUGACAUCAUAAGUCUAGGAAUAGGAGUCACGAGUCUCGCCAUGACUACAGCAAAUUCUAUACAAAUAUCAAAUCUUAACCAUCAGGUAGCACUCGUCGAAAAAUCUCUCUCUGAAUUCUCUCAUACUAUGAAAAUACAUGGAGCACAAUUAGCUAAAAUUCAGGAGACUCAGAUCCAACUAGCAGAAGAACUUCAAAUAACACAACGAGCUAUCAAUGCUAUAAUUCCGAUUCUAGACUGGCAUUCCCAAAAUAUUGAGGUUAUCAAGUUUUCCAUGGAGAAAAUCCAUACUCAGUUUCAGCAUUCCUUUCUCUACUUGGCUAUAAAACAAAUCUUUCGUAAUCAACUGACAUUAGAUUUUCUCUCACCAGAUGAUCUACAUAAUGUGAUCUAUGAUGUCAUGAUACAAGGAAAUCUGACAUUUACCUCCGAAUAUGGAUCGCUUCCACUUGCUCAAAUUAUUACCAACCUUCUCGUUCGUCAACAAGUUGACUUUAUUCCCAGCUCACGAUAUGAAACUAAGAGUCCAGAUGAAAUUGGUCGUCUUGUCAUAACUAGUUAUUUUGCCGUCCCACAACGAGAACACACAUCUUUUCACGUCUAUAAGUUAUUGCCAAUUCCUUUCGUUCAUCAAAAUAAAACUAUGCAACUCACGCAAAUUCCUCAGUAUUGGGCAGUUAAUACACUAGAUAAUACUACAAUGGAAUGGCAUGAUUCUCAAGCAUCUGGAUGUGAUCUUCAAGCCAUGGCCACCUGUCGUGAUAAUCCACCAAUAUUAUCGAUGUCGGAUAGAACUUGUCUUGCACAAAUCCUUGGAGGUCUACCACUAUCAAAGUGUCAAACAGCAUUAGUUGCGCCUGAGCCAUUUUUCCUUCGACAACUACGAGAUAAUCUUUGGGUCAUUUCAUCGCCUGAGCCACUUCAUUGUUUAAAAAUUCUAUCAGCUGAACACUCUGCUCUUAGACAACAAACAUGGAAUAUCAAUAGCCAAUUGCUAUUACCACCUGUUGCUCUGGUAAAUGUGACCCCAGGAUACACAAUUGCUUGUCCUGGGUUUACUUUGGUAGGUCAUCAUAUACCUUCGAGUGCUCCAUCAUUAGUAGUUUUGUACAACAACAGUCUACUAAGUAACAAUAUCUCCAUAGUAAAUAUUGAUCGAUAUCUCAGAGAAAAUACGUCAUGGUUUAGUGUGAAAUCACGCGAACAAAAAAUUGACGACAUUAUAAAACGUAUGCAUGAACCAAUUGCAGUUCCUGUUUCUGAGCAUCCAAAAUUUCAUCUUAAUCAUACGUGGUAUUUUGGCGCAUCAGUCUUUAGCUGGAUAUUUAUAGGAUUAAUUCUUUUCGUUAUAUACUAUGUUUAUCGAUUUAAGCGAAAACAAAUCUUACAAAAUAUUUAA
Adineta ricciae is the source of this 1680-nucleotide messenger RNA. NCBI's taxonomy places the organism in Eukaryota, Metazoa, Rotifera, Eurotatoria, Adinetida, Adinetidae. The record is from the annotation of a GenBank genome assembly.